AUGAACGCUGCCUCUCUCAUUUCUACUAGUGUCGCCCGAGUUAUCAUGACUGGCGUUCUUUCGGCAGUCCUAUUCAACAAAACCGUGGUUCGUUACACUCGCCAUGCCCUGAAGGAAGCAGAACAGGCUUCUCCACAACUCGCCGUUGUUACUUUAUGCAUUUCUACCCUAGCGCUCCUCCACGCGUCCGACAGAAUCGCUUGCGACGUUCUGGGGCUUGCAGAAACAUGUACACCGACCACUAGUAGUGAAGAGUAUUCCUUGGCAACCGCUCGUGAUGAUGCUCGCUCUCCUGCUUUCUCACACGACGAUACCGAUGACUUCACGACUCCUUUGUCAUCGCCAUCCAUCUCAUCUCCUGGGAACAGCUUAGACAGUAUCGUGACCCUCACUUCCUCCUCAACCGUUUCCAAGCUUGGCAAUGUCUUCAGAGAUAUUACGCCCAGUCCUCCAGCGGUCGUUACUGGUGAUAGUGACAACGACGUAGUGCUGCGCAAGUGGACAAUGGAGACGGCGCCAGAGUUCAGCACCCCAACGACUCGCACUCCUGAAAAUAUUCUUAAUUCAAUCAUCAAGCGAAUGAGAUACCUCUCACUCUCAGACAGUCGUUCUUUCCCCUCAACCCCGACCCGAGCUUGA
Molecule: messenger RNA, 639 nt
Organism: Suillus fuscotomentosus
Lineage: Eukaryota; Fungi; Basidiomycota; Agaricomycetes; Boletales; Suillaceae
Exons: 2
Coding region: 1-639 (212 amino acids)
Source: RefSeq, a predicted model, not a curated record